Molecule: messenger RNA, 1380 nt
Organism: Hydractinia symbiolongicarpus
Lineage: Eukaryota; Metazoa; Cnidaria; Hydrozoa; Anthoathecata; Hydractiniidae
Product: 26S proteasome non-ATPase regulatory subunit 6-like
Exons: 10
Coding region: 111-1283 (390 amino acids)
Biological process (GO): proteasome-mediated ubiquitin-dependent protein catabolic process
Cellular component (GO): proteasome regulatory particle
Molecular function (GO): protein binding
Source: RefSeq, a predicted model, not a curated record
UUACAUAUUUCUUUAGUUAUGUAAAAGAACAUACAAAGCUUACAAUAAAAACACACAAAGCUUUUCGUAAAUAAACGUUUACAUCGUCAGGACAAUCUAUAAAAUAAACUAUGCCUAUUGAAGAAUUUGAAGAGGAGGGACUUAAAAAGCUCCCAGACUUAGAACUGGCACAAGCAUUGUUUACAGUACAAUCAGUUGCAAGUAACCAGGAGAAGGAAAGUGCAAAGCAAUGCCUAGAGAAAGCAAUAACUGAUUAUAAUAUGGCACCAUUUUACAAGCAUGUGUGUGAAGAAUUAAAAUGGAAUAUUGAUGCUAAACGUUUACAAUCAAUGGAGGCAGAAAAUAAAAAAUCAAUUGAUGAACUAGAUGAGAAAAUUAAAGAUGCUGAAGAAAAUCUUGGAGAAAUAGAAAUCAGAGAUGCACAUUUAAACAAAGCUGAAUAUUAUGUCCGCAUCGGUGAUAAGGAGAAUUCUUUAUCAGCGCUUCGACAGUCUUACGAGAAGACCACUAUGCUUGGACAUAAACUCGAUAACGUAUUUAUGCAAAUCCGAGUGGGAUUCUUUUUCCUAGAUAAUGAUGUUAUUACACGCAACUUAGAAAAGGCUAGCAGUUUGAUUGAAGAAGGUGGGGACUGGGAUCGACGUAAUCGUCUAAAAGUAUAUAAAGGUUAUUAUGCCAUUUCAACUCGAGAUUUUAAAACAGCGGCUGAGAACUUUUUGGAAAGCAUAUCAACUUUUACGUCAUAUGAACUGAUGAAAUAUGUUAAAUUUGUUGAAUACACGGUACUGGUGUCGCUGAUAUCACUAAAACGUUCUGAACUUGGAGACAAGGUUGUUCGAGGAGCAGAGAUACUAGAAUGUUUGCAUCAGCAGCCAACCAUCAGCCAGACUUUACAUUCUCUUUACGAUUGUCAAUACAAAGAAUUCUUCCACGCUUUGUGUGAUGUAGAGACGUUACUAAAAUGUGAUCGUCUUUUUAACACACACGUGGCGUAUUACAUCAGAGAAAUGAGGAUAAUGGCAUAUGCUCAGUUGCUUGAAUCAUACAGAAGUCUGACUUUAGAGUAUAUGGCAAAUGCUUUUGGGUUAACAAUAGAAAUGUUGGAUAAAGAACUUGCAAGGUUUAUAGCAGCUGGCAGGCUACACUGUAAAAUUGAUAAAGUUGGCGGAAUCGUUGAAACUAACAGACCGGAUUGUAAAAACUAUCAAUACCAGUCUGUGAUCAAGCAAGGCGAUGCAUUAUUAAAUCGAAUUCAAAAGCUGAGCCGUGUUAUAAAUUUGUAACGAACUUGAUGGCGAUCUGGGAUAACAAGCCAGGUUUUGUGAAGCUAAAGACGUAUUGUAUUUGUUAAACGGUAAAAAAAGCAGAAAGUUUAAUAAA